Nilaparvata lugens (brown planthopper) is the source of this 1050-nucleotide messenger RNA. It is a transcript of the gene RpS27, whose product is annotated as 40S ribosomal protein S27. The transcript has 4 exons. The record is from RefSeq and is a predicted model, not a curated record. Gene Ontology annotation, biological process: translation; ribosomal small subunit assembly. Gene Ontology annotation, molecular function: RNA binding; structural constituent of ribosome. NCBI's taxonomy places the organism in Eukaryota, Metazoa, Arthropoda, Insecta, Hemiptera, Delphacidae. Gene Ontology annotation, cellular component: cytosolic small ribosomal subunit; ribosome. Bases 709 to 963 code for a protein of 84 amino acids.
ACUGUCACUUUUUGUUUGGUCUGUCAGACUCAGACCACUCCAAAGAGAUUACAGAUUAGCUGUUUUACAAAAUUAUAAAAAAAUGUAAAUUUGUAAUUUUUUUCGGUUUUAAAUACAUUGAUAUAUUUGGAUUAAUGCCUAAUAAUUAUAUAAAAUGUCACAGAUAUUCUAAUUGAUUAAAUUUGAUGAGGAGGAAAGUGAACGUUUGAUCUGGUAACCGAGCCGAGAAGUGAAAAUCGUCAUCUCUUCUUUGAAUUUAUUGUUCAAUAAUGAGGAUUCAACUCUGAAACUGGAUUGAUAUGAUUAUUGAUUAAAGAAAUUGAUAUAAUUGAGAUUAUCAGAUGAAUAAACAAGAGACCUUACCUGACAAAACCUUUUUCAUAUAAAUUUGAUAACUUGGAUAUUUGGUCAACUUUUACGGCAUAGAAUCAACUUUUCAAAAAGUGAUGUGUCUAGACAUGAUACUCUUCAAAAAGCUUUCAUGAAUAGAUUAAUAUCCAUUUGAACAAUUAAUUGGAUUCAUUCACAUAAAAUUAACAAACACUGAUAUUUUCAUAUAUUUUCCCCCAUGACAAACGCAUUAUUUAAAUGAAAGUUUGAAGUCAAGAUUAUUAUUAUUGAAAAUGUUGAAAUCUUUGGAAGGCAAACCUGAUUCAUCAGCCAUUUAGGUAUUCUCUUUCCGGUACGUGCGCAUGUGAAUCUGAAGACAUGCCUCUCGCCAAAGAUUUGUUGCAUCCUACUCCAGCAGAAGAAAAGAGGCGACACAAGCUUAAGCGAUUGGUCCAGCACCCUAACUCUUAUUUUAUGGAUGUCAAGUGCCCUGGCUGUUACAAAAUUACAACAGUGUUCAGCCAUGCCCAGAGCGUAGUUGUGUGCGCCGGCUGUUCGAUGAUCCUGUGCCAGCCCACCGGUGGAAGGGCGAGGCUAACUGAAGGAUGUUCGUUCAGGAAAAAACAGCAUUAAAAAUUUUUUCAUUCACAUUAUGUGUUAAUUUGGUAUUGUAUAAUUUCUUUUUUUGAAAAAACAUGGAAUAAAAAAGUUUUAAUGCGA